AUAUAUAUAUAUACACAUUAGGCUAGAAAAAGAAAUUCCACUGCUAGCAGCUCUUAUAGCUGUGGGUUUGUGGGGUUUGUUGCUCAUCAUCCUUUUUAAUUUAUUCGCUUAAAAUUUGUAUUUACAGAGAAAGAAAAAAAGAAAAUUGCCUCGAUAUUCACCACCGGCUCGACAAACGAUCUCUCCGGGAAAAGUAACACAAGCCCAGAUUCCACCACCCCCUAUUCUCUCUCUCUCUCUCUCUCUCUCUCUCUCUCUCUCUCUCCGUGACUUGUCAUUGCAUUAGGUGACAAUCUCCAUUGCCAGAUGGUGAAAUGCCCUUUACACGAUUUGAUCUCUCAAUCUCCGUCGCACUAUUUUUCAUCGAAUCCCAUUUAUAUUAAUAACAAUAGCAACAGCAGCACCACUGUGAUCUUCGCUCCGCUUGUAUCAAUUGAUUCCAGCCAUCGCCAUAAUUUUCGCGGCUCGGAGAUUGAUAUCUGUAAAUUAAUAUUAUGGGUAUCAAUCUAUUACCAUCGUUAUUCUUCGCCGCCGCAUCUGAAUCACCACAGACCAACCACCUCCCGGAGACAAUCCACCGCGUCCCGAUUCUAGAAUUAGCCUCCGUCUGCAUCAAUUUGACGCUGCUCCUCGUCUUCCUCUUCAUCGUAUCCGCCCGGCAGGUUUUCGUCUGCUUCGGCCGGAUUCGAGUCACCAAGGAGGACUCCUCCAACCACGCCGCCCUCCGGCGGAGGGCGGCGGCGGCGGCGGCGGCGGACCGUGAGGAAAUCCAGAGCCUCGUGGUUAGCAGAAGCUACAAAGCCACACUCUUUUGCAGCUUCUAUAUUCUGCUUGUGCAAGUUUCUGUAUUGGGGUUUGAUGGGUUUCGUCUGAUAAAAGAGGCGACUCAGGGCACGGGCAAACAAACACAUUGGACUGUUCUGCUGCUGCCCGCUGCCCAGAGUUUAGCUUGGUUUGUUCUUAGCUUCUCUGCCCUGUACUGUAAAUACAAAUUCUCCGAGAAAUUCCCAUUGUUGCUGAGGAUUUGGUGGCUUACAUCUUUUGUGCUGUGUUUGUCUACUCUGUAUGGUGAUGGUAGAGGGUUUUCUACAGAAGGGUCAGCCCAUUUGAGCUCUCAUGUCUUGGGGAAUUUCGCCGUCACGCCGCCGCUUUCUUUUCUGUUUUUUAUAGCGAUUAGCGGUUUCACGGGUAUCCAAGUAAGCCGAAACUCGGAUCUGCAAGAGCCGUUGCUGCUCGAGGAAGAAGCCGGAUGUCUCAAAGUCACCCCCUACAGCGAUGCUGGUAUUUUCAGUUUAGUCACUCUCUCGUGGCUGAAUCCGCUCCUCUCGACCGGAGCGAAAAGACCGCUCGAGCUCAAAGACAUUCCCUUGCUCGCUCCGAAAGAUCGCUCCAAAACCAACUACAAAGCACUGAACUCGAAUUGGGAGAAGUUAAAGGCCGAAGACCCUGUAAAGAAACCCUCUUUAGCUUGGGCUAUCUUCAAGACUUUCUGGAAAGAAGCUGCAUGCAAUGGGAUAUUCGCAGGGGCGAGCACCCUCGUUUCCUACGUGGGCCCGUACUUGAUUAGGUACUUUGUUGAUUAUCUAGGUGGCAACGAGACUUCCCCACACGAGGGUUACGUUCUUGCUGCGAUUUUCUUUAGUGCAAAGCUGGUCGAGACCUUCACAACUCGACAGUGGUAUUUAGGUGUCGACAUUUUGGGCAUGCAUGUGAGAUCGGCUCUCACUGCAAUGGUGUACAGAAAGGGGCUUCGGCUUUCUAGCUCGGCUAGGCAGAGCCACACGAGCGGAGAGAUAGUCAACUACAUGGCGGUUGAUGUUCAAAGAGUGGGCGACUAUUCUUGGUAUUUGCACGAUAUAUGGAUGCUUCCCUUACAAAUUAUACUCGCGCUCGCGAUUCUGUACCAGAAUGUCGGAAUUGCAUCUGUUGCGACACUUAUUGCCACCAUUGUGUCGAUUGUUGCGACUGUUCCUUUGGCCAGGGUUCAAGAGGAUUACCAAGACAAGUUAAUGGCGGCAAAAGACGAUCGAAUGAGGAAAACUUCCGAAUGCCUUAGAAAUAUGAGGAUCCUCAAAUCGCAGGCUUGGGAGGAAAGAUACCGAGUGAUGCUCGAAGAGAUGCGUAGUGUGGAGUUUAAGUACCUCAAGAAAGCUCUCUACUCGCAGGCUUUCAUCACGUUUAUUUUCUGGAGCUCGCCUAUUUUCGUGUCGGCUAUUACUUUCGGCACUUGCGUCUUGUUGGGCGGUCAGCUGACAGCUGGCAGCGUUCUUUCGGCUUUGGCUACUUUCCGGAUACUGCAAGAGCCGCUUAGAAAUUUCCCCGACUUGGUUUCGAUGAUGGCUCAAACUAAAGUCUCGCUCGAUCGAAUAACGGAAUUCUUGGAGGAGGAAGAGCUGAGAGAAGAUGCAACCAUUGCCUUGCCACGUGGUAUUUCGAAUGUGGCCAUAGAAAUUAAAGAUGGAGAAUUCGGGUGGGACCCGUCUUCGUCAAAUCCGACCCUUUCGGGUAUACAAUUCAGAGUAGAGAGAGGAAUGUGUGUGGCUGUAUGUGGUGUGGUUGGUUCGGGGAAAUCUAGCUUCCUUUCUAGUAUACUUGGUGAGAUUCCAAAAAUAUCCGGUGAAGUUAGAAUAUGCGGUUCUGCUGCAUACGUAUCUCAAUCUGCGUGGAUACAAUCAGGGAAUAUAGAGGAGAAUAUUCUCUUUGGAAGUCAGAUGGAUAAGGCGAAAUACAAGCGUGUUAUUCAUGCUUGUUCGUUGAAGAGGGAUCUGGAGCUGUUUUCGCACGGUGAUCAAACUAUUAUUGGAGAUCGAGGCAUAAAUCUUAGUGGCGGUCAGAAGCAAAGGGUGCAACUUGCCAGGGCUUUAUAUCACGAUGCGGAUAUUUAUUUACUGGAUGAUCCCUUUAGUGCAGUUGAUGCACACACUGGCUCGGAGUUAUUUAAGGAGUAUAUACUGAUGGCGUUAGCUACAAAGACUGUUGUCUUUGUUACUCAUCAAGUUGAAUUUUUGCCUGCCGCCGACUUGAUUUUGGUUCUAAAGGAAGGCCGUAUUAUCCAAGCAGGAAAAUACGACGAACUUCUGCAAGCAGGAACAGAUUUCAACGCACUAGUCUCCGCCCAUCACGAAGCAAUCGAAGCAAUGGAUUUUUGCAGCCAACCCUCCGAAGAAUCGGAGACACACUACCCACCCGACAGUUCAGUUCUCAUGAGCAAGAAAUGCGAAUCGGUUGGUAAUAACAUCGCAGCCAUGGCAGACGAAGUCGAACAAACUAGUACACCCUCAACUUCAGACCAGAACAAAGCAAUCAAGGAAAAGAAGAAAGCCAAACGUUCUAGAAGAAAGCAGCUCGUGCAGGACGAAGAACGAGAGCGAGGCAGAGUCAGCAUGAAAGUGUAUCUAUCGUAUAUGACUGCUGCUUAUAAGGGGCUUUUGAUUCCGUGUAUUAUACUUGCACAGACGUUGUUUCAGGUCCUGCAAAUAGCGAGUAGUUGGUGGAUGGCUUGGGCCAACCCUCAAACUGCGGGCGAUAAAGCGAAAACGAGUAGUAUGGUUCUUAUUGUCGUAUAUAUGGCGCUUGCUUUUGGCAGUUCUUGGUUCAUAUUUAUCAGGGCUGUUCUUGUCGCCACUUUUGGCCUCGCUGCUGCUCAGAAAUUGUUUCUGAAAAUGCUCCGAAAUGUUUUUCGUGCUCCCAUGUCUUUCUUCGACUCUACGCCAGCUGGCCGCAUACUUAAUCGCGUGUCGAUUGAUCAAAGUGUUGUGGAUCUUGAUAUUCCGUUCAGACUCGGUGGAUUUGCUUCGACGACAAUUCAACUUCUUGGUAUCGUAGGUGUUAUGACACAGGUGACCUGGCAGAUUCUUCUUCUUGUUGUUCCAAUGGCAAUUGCGUGCUUGUGGAUGCAGAAAUAUUAUAUGGCUUCAUCGAGAGAACUAGUUCGUAUUGUUAGCAUCCAGAAAUCGCCGGUGAUUCAUCUCUUUGCGGAAUCGAUUGCUGGAGCAGCUACAAUUAGAGGGUUUGGGCAAGAAAAGAGAUUUAUGAAGAGGAAUCUUUAUCUACUCGACUGCUUUUCCCGACCAUUCUUUUGCAGUCUUUCAGCUAUCGAAUGGCUUUGCUUGCGCAUGGAGUUGCUCUCCACAAUCGUGUUUGCCUUUUGCAUGAUUUUACUUGUGAGCUUCCCACAUGGUACUAUUGAUCCAAGUAUGGCGGGUCUUGCUGUGACAUACGGCCUCAAUUUGAAUGCCCGUUUAUCGAGAUGGAUACUCAGUUUUUGCAAGCUCGAAAACAAAAUAAUCUCCAUAGAAAGGAUUCAUCAAUACUGCCACAUACCUAGUGAAGCACCUGCAUUUAUCGAAGACUCGCGCCCCCCUUCCUCGUGGCCUGAAUAUGGCGAAAUCGAAUUAGUUGAUUUAAAGGUUCGUUACAAGGAGAGUCUUCCUGUGGUGCUGCAUGGUGUCUCUUGCAUAUUUCCUGGUGGUCAGAAAAUCGGAAUAGUGGGUCGUACUGGAAGUGGCAAAUCUACCUUAAUUCAGGCCCUAUUUCGAUUGAUUGAGCCAGCUGGCGGUAAAAUAAUUAUCGACAAUAUUGAUAUAUCCACAAUCGGUCUUCAUGACCUUCGAAGCAAGUUGGGUAUCAUACCCCAAGACCCCAUAUUAUUUGAAGGAACUAUUAGAGGCAAUCUUGAUCCACUCGAAGAGCAUUCUGAUCAAGAUAUUUGGGAGGCUCUUGAUAAGUCUCAGUUAGGAGACAUAGUUCGCCAGAAAGAGCAUAAACUCGAUACGCCAGUUUUAGAAAACGGAGAUAAUUGGAGCGUGGGGCAACGGCAGUUAGUAUCUCUAGGUAGGGCUUUGCUUAAACAGGCAAAGAUUUUGGUUCUUGACGAAGCUACAGCCUCGGUUGACUCAGCCACAGAUAACCUUAUCCAAAAGAUUAUAAGAACGGAAUUCAAGAAUUGCACCGUUUGCACUAUCGCUCAUCGAAUUCCUACUGUUAUUGACAGCGACCUCGUUUUGGUCCUAAGUGAUGGUAGAGUGGCGGAGUUUGAUACCCCGUCGAGGUUAUUAGAGGACAAGUCUUCGAUGUUUCUUAAGCUUGUGUCUGAAUACUCAUCAAGAUGAAACGGGGUUCUUGAUAUUUUAUCUUUGUGCAUGAAAUUCUUGUGAAAACGGGAACAAGAGCACUAAUCGAGUUCUAUAUCAGAAAAAAACCGGAUUUGCCAUAUUGCUGCUCUGGUAAUGCAUUCGGCAGAUGAAUGAGAAAAAAACAUGCGAAUCUUGAUUGCCAUGGAGAAAUGGAAAGCCCAAGUGGAAAAGAAAGAGAUUAAUUAGUGUGAAAUUAAAAAUGGGAUUAGUAUAAUCUUAUUAAUGGGGGAACUUCUUACAAGCUCCAAAUAUGUACAUAGAAUAAGUUUGUUUGUAGGAAGAGUGGCGGUUUGCCAUCAACUAAGGAGCGGCUUCAUGUGCAAUAAGACAAGACUUUUUUAGAUUUUUUUUAUUUUAUUUUAUUUUUUAUUUAUUUUUGGCAGCAAAUUUUGUAAUGUACUUACUACUUGUAGUUGUAGUUGGAGGA
Messenger RNA from Erythranthe guttata (spotted monkey flower), 5562 nucleotides. Its product is annotated as ABC transporter C family member 5. Gene Ontology annotation, biological process: transmembrane transport. Lineage: Eukaryota; Viridiplantae; Streptophyta; Magnoliopsida; Lamiales; Phrymaceae. Gene Ontology annotation, cellular component: membrane. The record is from RefSeq and is a predicted model, not a curated record. Gene Ontology annotation, molecular function: ATP binding; ATP hydrolysis activity; ABC-type transporter activity.